CAAUGGCGUCCUCCUCUGCACCUCGUGUAUCGAAGUACGACGUCUUCCUCAGCUUCCGAGGAGAAGACACCCGAAAAACAAUCGUUAGUCAUUUAUACGCAGCACUUGAUAGCAGAGGAAUUGUUACUUUCAAAGACGACCAAAGGCUUGAGAUAGGAGAUCACAUUUCUGAUGAACUCCGCAGAGCACUAGGGAGUUCGAGUUUCGCUGUUGUGGUUCUCUCCGAGAACUACGCUACUUCCAGGUGGUGCUUAUUGGAACUUCAACUGAUAAUGGAGCUUAUGAAAGAGGGAAGACUUGAAGUAUUUCCCAUCUUCUAUGGAGUAGAUCCUUCCGUGGUGAGGCAUCAGCUAGGAAGUUUCGCUUUAGAAAAGUAUCAAGGUCCUGAAAUGGCGGAUAAGGUUCUCAGGUGGAGAGAAGCUCUUAACCUAAUCGCCAAUCUUUCAGGCGUGGUUUCAAGCCACUGCGUUGAUGAGGCUAUAAUGGUUGGAGAAAUUGCCAGAGAUAUUUCAAGACGUGUGACAUUGUUGCAUAAAAUAGACUCUGGCAAUAUUGUUGGGAUGAAAGCUCACAUGGAAGGUCUUAAUCAUCGCUUGGAUCUGGAAUCCAAUGAGGUUCUCAUGGUAGGAAUCUGGGGAAUGGGAGGAAUUGGGAAAACCUCCAUUGCUAAGUGUCUCUAUGACCAGCUUUCACCUAAAUUUCCAGCUCAUUGUUUCACAGAAAACAUUAAGAGUGUUAGUAAAGAUAUUGGCCAUGAUCUAAAGCAUUUGCAAAAAGAAAUGCUCUGCAAUAUCCUCUGUGAUGAUAUUAGGUUAUGGAGCGUGGAAGCUGGAUGCCAAGAGAUAAAGAAGAGACUUGGGAAUCAGAGGGUUUUUCUUGUGCUUGACGGUGUGGAUAAAGUGUCACAGGUGCAUGCUUUGGCAAAAGAUAAAAACUGGUUUGGUCCUGGGAGCCGAAUUAUCAUAACUACUCGAGAUAUGGGCUUGCUCAAUACCUGUGGAGUAGAAAUCGUUUAUGAGGUUAAGUGCUUGGAUGAUAAGGAUGCCCUCCACAUGUUUAAACAGAUUGCUUUUGAAGGAGGACUUCCUCCUGAUAGUUUUGAGCAACUCUCAAUCCGAGCUUCUCGGCUUGCUCACGGGCUUCCUUCUGCCAUUCAAGCUUAUGCCUUAUUUCUCCGUGGAAGGACCGCGACUCCUGAUGGGUGGGAAGAAGCAUUGAGUGCACUUGAAAGCAGUCUUGACGAGAAUAUAAUGGAAAUCUUGAAAAUCAGCUACGAGGGCUUACCAAAACCACAUCAGAAUGUAUUCCUUCAUGUUGUCUGUCUCUUCAAUGGAGACACUCUCCAGCGUAUCACUUCCCUUCUUCAUGGCCCCAUACCUCAGAGUAGCCUGUGGAUAAGAGUUUUAGCAGAGAAAUCUUUCAUCAAAAUAUCAACUAAUGGAUCUGUAAUCAUGCACAAGUUGGUAGAACAAAUGGGUAGAGAAAUUAUCCGCGACAAUAUGUCUUUGGCUCGAAAAUUCCUCAGGGAUCCUAUGGAAAUUCCUGAUGCCUUGGCUUUCAGAGACGGAGGAGAACAAACUGAAUGCAUGUGCCUACACACGUGUGAGUUGACCUGUGUGUUGUCCAUGGAGGCCAGUGUUGUUGGCCGUAUGCAUAAUCUCAAGUUUCUCAAGGUUUACAAGCAUGUAGAUUACAGAGAGUCGAAGCUGCAACUCAUUCCAGACCAACAGUUCCUGCCUCGUAGCCUACGGCUAUUCCAUUGGGAUGCAUUUCCAUUGAGAGCCCUGCCUUCCGGCUCUGAUCCAUGUUUUCUUGUUGAACUCAAUCUGCGUCACAGUGAUUUAGAAACUCUCAGGAGUGGAACACCGAUGUUGAAGAGUUUGAAGAGACUAGAUGUGACGGGAUCUAAGUAUCUCAAGCAACUUCCAGAUCUUUCAAGUAUCACGAGUCUUGAGGAAUUGCUUCUGGAACAAUGCACGAGACUGGAUGGCAUUCCAGAGUGUAUUGGAAAAAGGUCUACCCUAAAGAAGCUUAAGCUAUCCUACCGUGGUGGGCGUACUCGUAGAAGUGCCCUGCGUUUUUUUUUACGAAAAUCGACAAGGCAGCAACAUAUUGGAUUGGAGUUCCCAGACGCAAAAGUGAAAAUGGAUGCACUUAUAAACAUAUCGAUUGGUGGAGACAUUAGUUUUGAGUUUUGCUCAAAAUUUAGAGGAUAUGCUGAAUACGUCUCUUUCAAUUCUGAGCAACAUAUACCUGUUAUAUCGACGAUGAUUCUGCAACAAGCACCUUGGGUCAUCUCAGAGUGCAAUAGAUUCAAUUCCCUCAGCAUCAUGAGGUUCAGCCACAAAGAAAACGGUGAAUCUUUCUCCUUUGACAUCUUUCCAGAUUUUCCCGACCUGAAAGAGCUUAAACUAGUGAACUUAAACAUCCGGAGAAUCCCAUCUGGGAUUUGUCACUUGGAGUUACUAGAGAAGCUGGACCUCAGCGGAAAUGAUUUUGAGAACUUACCAGAAGCUAUGAACAGCCUUUCCCGGUUGAAAACUCUCUGGCUUCGAAACUGCUUCAAACUCGAGGAGUUGCCAAAGCUAACUCAGGUGCAGACACUGACACUUACCAACUGUAGGAACCUUAGAUCAUUGGCGAAACUAUCUGACACAAGUCAAGAUGAGGGAAGAUACUGUUUACUUGAGCUUUGCCUUGAAAACUGCAAGAGUGUUGAAUCAUUGUCAGAUCAGCUUAGCAUGAGCAGCCAUGAUUUUGAGACAUUGCCACCAAGCAUCAGAGAUCUUACCUCAUUGGUAACACUUUGCCUUAAUAACUGCAAGAAACUCAAAUCAGUGGAAAGAAUCCCCACGUCUCUCCAAUUUCUGGAUGCACACGGCUGUGAUUCCCUAGAAGCUGGUUGUGUAGAACAUUUUAAGGACACACCAACCAAAGAGGUCCAAGAAACCGAGAUGCAGAAUUAUGUACUGAAAAACGAAGCCACAAGAAGUCGCCAAAUCAUCCGCAUUCCCAAGAUCACUCAUGCGCUCAUGCUUCUAGGCAUCACGCUGGUGGCUGUUCUUGUGAUUUUGGUCCUGCGUGUUUUGAAGUGA
Molecule: messenger RNA, 3095 nt
Organism: Arabidopsis lyrata subsp. lyrata
Lineage: Eukaryota; Viridiplantae; Streptophyta; Magnoliopsida; Brassicales; Brassicaceae
Product: TMV resistance protein N
Biological process (GO): defense response; signal transduction
Molecular function (GO): ADP binding
Source: RefSeq, a predicted model, not a curated record